Molecule: messenger RNA, 1676 nt
Organism: Megalops cyprinoides (Indo-Pacific tarpon)
Lineage: Eukaryota; Metazoa; Chordata; Actinopteri; Elopiformes; Megalopidae
Product: cytochrome b-c1 complex subunit 2, mitochondrial-like
Exons: 14
Coding region: 54-1433 (459 amino acids)
Cellular component (GO): mitochondrion
Molecular function (GO): metal ion binding
Source: RefSeq, a predicted model, not a curated record
GUCAGGUCGGCCAUACUUGUCUUUUCUAUCGGUUGAAGGAGAGAGACGAAGCCAUGAAGGGGAUCCGGAGCCUCACCCACAUCUCUAGGCGCUUCUACGCCGUCCCCACGCGCGGCCGGCCCCUGACAGAGCCACUGUCGGGGCUAAAGCUCCCGUCAGGGGUCGUGCUCCCCCACCAGGAUGUCCACGUGACCAAACUGCCCAAUGGCCUUGUCAUUGCCUCCCUUGAGAACUACUCUCCUGCAUCAAAGAUCGGCGUGUUUGUCAAAGCGGGCAGCCGGUACGAGACGGUGGAGAAUGAGGGCGUCACUCACUUGCUCCGGCUGGCAGCUAACUUGACCACAAAGGGGGCAUCGGCGUUCAGGAUCUGCCGUGGCGUGGAGGCCGUAGGGGGUAGCCUGAGUGUGACCUCAUCGAGGGAGAACAUGAUCUACUCUGUGGAGUGCAUGAGAGACCACGUUGACACCGUUAUGGAAUACCUGAUCAAUGUGACCACAGCCCCGGAGUUCAGGCCGUGGGAGGUAGCUGACCUCACAGCCAGGGUGAAGAUUGACAAGGCACUAGCCAAUCAGAACCCACAGAUUGGCUUGGUGGAGUUGUUACAUGCGGCAGCUUACAAGAACUCCCUGUCCAACUCUCUGUACUGUCCAGACUACAUGGAGGGUCGCGUCAGCUCCGAGCAGCUGCAUUCAUUCGUCCAGAACAAUUUCACCAGUGCCAGAAUGGCCCUAGUGGGGCUGGGUGUGCAGCACUCUGUGCUGAAGCAGGUGGGGGAGCAGUUCCUCAACAUCCGCAGCGGGACGGGGGUGGCUGGGGCCAAGGCACAGUACCGCGGAGGCGAGAUGCGGAACCAGAGCAGUGACAGCCUGGUGCACACGGCAGUGGUGAGUGAGGGGGCGGUAACGGGCUCGGCAGACGCCACCGCGUUCAGCCUGCUGCAGCGCAUUCUGGGGGCGGGGCCUCACAUCAAGCGGGGCUCCAACACCACCAGCAAGCUGAUCCAGGGCAUCGGCAAGGCCACCGCCCAGCCCUUCGACGCCUGCGCCUUCAAUGCGAACUACUCGGACUCCGGGCUGUUUGGGGUCUACACAAUCUGCCAGUUUGACUCUGUUGCAGACGUGAUCAGGGCUGCCAUCGCCCAGGUGGACAGCGUCGCCCAGGGAGGCCUCACAGAGGACGAUGUCACCAGAGCCAAGAACCAGCUGAAGGCGGAAUAUCUGAUGACCCUGGAGACCUCAGACGGCGCGCUAGAAGAGAUGGGUCUCCAGGCCCUUGCAGCAGGAACCUAUCUGUCACCUGAGACCAUUACCCAGAGCAUCGACGUCAUCACCGUUGAUGACAUUAUCAGUGCUGCGAAAAAGUUUGUGGCUGGCAAGAAGACGAUGGCCUCCACCGGCCACCUGGUUAACACGCCUUUUGUAGAUGAACUGUGAAAAAAAAAAACGGACGUUUUAAAGAAAUUCAGAGGCAUGCUGCUCAGUCAACAGAUAUUGUCAGUCCUAAUUCCCUCAAUGACUCUGUCCACAGGAAGUGAUUGUCAUCCUCACCACCUAGAAUUCUUUUUUAACGUUUGUUCUGUAAUAAGUGUUCAAAAAAGGCCAAAGGUGAACUGGUCCACUUCUGUCCCAUUAAUGUAUAUCAGAUGUAAAUUCAUUAAAAGGUAUAUCUACGAUAAA